AAAAAUAAAUUUCGUUUUAGGCCUUACUACGAUCCGAAAUAAAUUUUGCGACAUUUUCGGUAAUUUCUUAGGCACGUUUUAUGUGCGAGGACUUUUUGGAAUACAGCGUAACAUAACAGAUAAUUAAUUACCUUCUUUUUAUCAUUUCUUAACAAUAUACUCUUGAGGUUACUUUAACUGCAAUAACAAAAAGCCCAUUACUCACACUGUCAAAUUAUUUUUGAUAAAAGGAAUUUGCCUCAAUUUAUUACAAUUACUGUUAUUCCUCUUUAGAUUGUUUUGUUUUCGUCCCCAGUGACUAAUCAAAUUUACAUUAACAAAUUUUCAAAACGUUAUAGAAGACACAAGUUAGGCUAUAUGAACUUACUAAACUUUUUUUUAUAUUCAUUUGUGAAUUGAGGUGUAGACCUUUUGCUCUGCUGUCUUUUCUACUUCAAAGGUGUGUAGCUAGAACUGAUAUGACUGGUCAAGCCAAGCUCGUUGUUGGCCUUUUAAGAGGUGGAAUGUGAUUCUAUGACGAUAACGGUCCUAAUGUUUUGAAACUACGUCGUUUUGGUCGAUUUGUGGUGUGUAGUUAUGUUUUGCAAUUGAAUAUUUGCGUACUGAUUCAAGAAUGCAAAUUUAUUCUCAAUUUGGUCAGUGUGGCGAAUAAUUACGUUACGAUCUCAUGAAAUGCCAUUUAUCGAGCAUGUAUUUGCAGUAUCAGGGCAAUGUUAAAUUGUUUUGAACAGUAGUCUCCUUUGACGAUUAUUUCAACACAUGGUUGUGGUAGUUAACUAUAGGUUAAUGAUACUUCUGUAAUACGUUUUUUUGUUUGAUAGCCACACAUAAUAAAAUUAAGGGCUUCAAGUGUUGACAAAAACUGACUUAUGCUGUAUAUGAUAUUUUUUUUUGCUUUUGUUCCGUUUACGUAAUUAGCAUGCGCACAUUAGUAAGUUUCACGACGUAGAACUACGAUGCAUUUUAUGGAAUUAUCUAAGGGAGCAUAUUUUCCACUCAGCAGAAAUCGUCUGUAGGGUAGCGCUAAUGGUUAUCACACCACGCAAUGUAAUAAACCAAUUGGAUAAAGCAAUUCAGGAAAUUAAACACUUACACAUCUGACUGUUUUUGUAAACACUGAAGUUAAUUAACCAGCACCAACCAAAUUUGAAUUUAUAAUUGUUACCUAUUGUUUUAUUCAAAAGUCGUGCCUAAAAAAAGUGAAGAAGUUAAUUACGAGAGUAGACAAGAAAAGCUCAUUAACUAGUCUUAUGUAAUAUUAAUUAGGUUUCUAAUGAUCUUCUUUUCAUGAGGGAUUAAUGACAUUGAAUUCUUUUGGGUCAUUAUGUGGUCUUUAAAUUCAGCGCUGUAUUUCGUUCCAGUUCAGUUUUAUUUCACUACUGUGAUGAACAGUAGUUAAACUUUGGAAUAGCUACCUCGCUUUAUUUGAUAUAAAAGAUGUUAGCAACAAAAAUGACGACAAUUAAAUUUCUUGUGUUUGGAUUAUGUGUUAGUUCGAUACUAACAGAUAGGGCAGAGCAGCCGGAUUGCUCCCCUUCACUUCCUUGUCAAAAUGGUGGAACAUGCAUGAAUGAUGGUACUUGUACAUGUCCUCCCGGAUUCCUAGGAGCAUACUGUGACGAUAGUGCAUGUGAACCUCUAAACCCAUGUGAAAAUGGCGUGUGUGUACCAGGUGACGCUCGAUAUGGCUUCAUUUGUAAUUGCCGCAAGGGAUUCGAGGGAAUGCUUUGUCAGAAUAGGGAUAUGACUGGAAACAACGCUUGUGACAGCAGCCCAUGUAAAAAUGGUGGCACUUGCACAUCAAGCAAUGCCUAUGACUUCAAAUGCUCCUGUCCACCUGGAUACAGCGGAGCCACUUGUGCAGACAACGCUUGUAGCAAUGGUAAUCCAUGUAAAAAUGGCGGCAAGUGUAUUGUUGGGGGUGGCUAUUAUGGAUUUGCCUGCCAAUGCGCUGCGGGAUACAAAGGAAUGACGUGCACUGAACACACCGGUGGACCAACGCAAAACCCAUGUAAAGCAGGCGUCAAUCCUUGUAAAAAUGGAGGACAAUGCACAGCAACCAGUGCCCACGAUUUCACAUGUACUUGUAUGCCUGGAUAUACUGGAACGUUAUGCCAGACUAAUCCAUGCAAAGCUGUCAACCCAUGCUUAAACGGUGGUAUGUGUACACCAAGUGGUGCGAGUGGCGGUUUCACAUGUACAUGUCCGGCUGGAUACACUGGUACAACAUGCAGAGAUCACGCAUGCAAAGGAACAAACCCAUGUCUUAACGGUGGAAGAUGCUCUCCUGACGGAUCUCCCGGUGGAUUUAAGUGCUACUGUAUGGCUGGUUAUUUCGGCGAGACAUGCGCAGAUAAUGCUUGCAAACCACAAAACCCAUGUUUAAACGGCGGUAGAUGUCAAGGCCUUCCUUUUGGAAAAUUCAGAUGUGAAUGUAUGCCUGGUUAUCAUGGAACAACCUGUGCUCAAAACGGAUGCAAAAGCGUGAACCCCUGUCUUAACGGAGGAACUUGUAAGACAGACCAAAACAAUAAGUUUCGUUGUGAAUGUAUGCCUGGAUAUUAUGGAACAACUUGUGCUGAUAACGCUUGUAAGGCUACCAAUCCGUGUUUGAAUGGAGGAAGAUGUAAACCUGGUGCAAUGACCGGUGGCUUUACAUGUGAAUGUAUGCCUGGCUACCAUGGAACUAACUGUGCGAAUCACGCUUGCAAAGCAGUCAACCCAUGUUUAAAUGGAGGUACCUGCACACCAGACGGAACUGCAGGAGGUUUCACAUGUAAAUGCAUGGCUGGAUACUUUGGAACAACAUGUUCUGACCACGCAUGUAAAGGAGAAAAUCCUUGCCUCAAUGGUGGUAAAUGCCAUCCUGACGGAUCUAAUGGAGGUUUCAAAUGCACAUGUAUGGCUGGAUACUCUGGAUUACAAUGCAGAGAUCAUGCAUGCAAAGGUACAAAUCCGUGUGAAAACGGUGGGAAAUGCUACCCAGAUGGUUCUGCUGGAGGUUUCCAUUGUAAAUGCAAAGCUGGAUACUAUGGUACAAUAUGUAACAACAAUGCUUGCAAAGCUAAAAACCCAUGUCGGAAUGGCGGUUCCUGUUACCCUGAUGGAUCACACGGUGGAUUUCAUUGUAAAUGUAUGGCUGGAUAUUAUGGUACACUUUGCGGAAACCACGCAUGUAAAGCAGUAAACCCUUGUCUAAAUGGAGGUUCCUGUUACCCCGAUGGAUCACAAGGUGGAUUCAGUUGUAAAUGUAUGAGCGGAUACCAUGGAACAACAUGUGCCGAACAUGCUUGUAAAGCCAACAACCCUUGUUUGAACGGUGGUUCGUGCUAUCCAGAUGGAUCAGCCGGUGGUUUCCAUUGUAAAUGUAUGGCUGGAUAUUUUGGAACUACUUGCAGAAACCACGCUUGUAAAGCAGUCAACCCUUGUCUUAAUGGUGGUACUUGCACACCAGACGGUUCAUCAGGAGGAUUCUCAUGUACAUGCAUGACUGGAUAUCAUGGAACAACUUGUGCUGACCACGCUUGCAAAGCUGUCAAUCCCUGUCUAAAUGGAGGAACGUGUCAUCCUGACGGAACACCUGGAGGUUUCUCUUGCACUUGUAUGACUGGAUACACUGGAACUGCCUGUGGUGAUCACGCUUGCAAAGCUGUUAACCCAUGUCUUAACGGAGGUACCUGUAAACCUGAUGGUUCAUCUGGAGGAUUCUCUUGUAUGUGUAUGCCUGGUUACACUGGAACAACAUGCAGGGAUCACGCAUGCAAAGCUGUUAAUCCAUGUUUGAAUGGAGGAACGUGUACACCAGACGGUUCUGCUGGCGGAUUUUCUUGUACUUGCAUGACUGGAUAUUCUGGAACAGUUUGUGGGAACCAUGCUUGCAAAGCAGUCAAUCCAUGCUUGAAUGGUGGAACUUGCAAACCUUCUGGUGCUCAUGGAGGGUUCACCUGUAUGUGUAUGCCUGGAUACACUGGAACAACUUGCAGAGAACAUGCAUGCAAAGAUGUUAACCCAUGCUUAAAUGGUGGUAAAUGUACACCCGAUGGCUCAUCUGGCGGAUUUUCGUGUACAUGCGAACCUGGAUACAAAGGAACUAUCUGUGCUAGCCACGCUUGUAAAGAUAAGAAUCCAUGUCAUAAUGGUGCGAUUUGUACCCCAGAUGGUUCAGCCCAUGGUUACAACUGUAAUUGUAAACCCGGAUACUCAGGCUCAAAUUGUGGUAAUCACGCUUGUAAAGGAACGAACCCUUGUUUAAAUGGUGGAACUUGCUCACCUUCAGGUGCACAUAAUGGCUUCGUUUGCGCUUGUAUGCCAGGAUAUUCCGGAACAACUUGCAGAAAUCAUGCUUGCAAAGCAGUCAACCCAUGCCUCAAUGGUGGUACCUGUGAACCUGAUGGUUCUCACGGAGGUUUCUCUUGCACGUGCAUGCCUGGAUACACUGGAACAACUUGUAGAGAUCACGCUUGUAAAGCUGUCAACCCAUGUCUCAAUGGCGGUACCUGUAAACCUGAUGGCUCAGCUGGAGGAUUCUCUUGUAUGUGUAUGCCUGGUUACACUGGAACUAAAUGCGGAAAUCACGCUUGCAAAGCUGUCAACCCAUGUCUAAACGGUGGAACUUGUAAACCCGACGGAUCUCACGGAGGAUUCUCCUGUAUGUGUAUGCCCGGAUACACUGGAACAACUUGCAGAGAUCACGCAUGCAAAGCUGUCAACCCAUGUCUUAAUGGAGGUACCUGCAAACCUGAUGGAUCACCAGGCGGCUUCUCCUGCAUGUGUAUGCCCGGUUACACUGGAACACAAUGCGGAGAUCACGCAUGUAAAGCAGUCAACCCAUGCCUUAAUGGAGGUACCUGUAAACCCGAUGGUUCCCACGGCGGUUUCUCUUGUAUGUGUAUGCCUGGAUAUACUGGAACAACAUGUAGAGACCACGCUUGCAAAGCUGUUAACCCAUGCCUUAAUGGGGGGACAUGUACUCCUGAUGGCUCACCUGGCGGUUUCUCCUGCCAAUGUAUGCCUGGUUACUCUGGAACACUGUGUGCGAAUCACGCUUGCAAAGCUGUCAACCCUUGCCUGAAUGGAGGCACAUGUAAACCCGACGGAUCUCACGGAGGAUUCUCUUGUAUGUGCAUGCCUGGAUACACUGGAACAACUUGCAGAGAUCAUGCUUGUAAAGCUGUCAACCCCUGCCUCAAUGGUGGUACCUGUACACCAGACGGAUCUGCCGGCGGAUUUUCUUGUACAUGCAUGCCUGGAUACACUGGCACUAUCUGCUCAAAUCAUGCUUGUAAAGCUACCAAUCCUUGUUUGAAUGGCGGUACCUGUAAACCUGAUGGUACUCAAGGUGGCUUCUCAUGUAUGUGCAUGCCAGGAUACACUGGAACAUUAUGUGGCAAUCAUGCUUGUAAAGCAGUCAACCCAUGUCUAAACGGAGGUACUUGCACACCUGACGGUUCAUCUGGAGGAUUUUCUUGCACGUGUAUGCCUGGAUACACAGGAACAACUUGCGCAAAUCACGCCUGUAAAGCAGUCAAUCCAUGCCUGAACGGCGGUACUUGUAAACCUGAUGGUUCUCACGGAGGAUUUUCUUGCAUGUGUAUGCCUGGAUACACUGGAACCAUUUGUGGUAACCAUGCUUGCAAGGCUGUCAACCCAUGUCUCAAUGGAGGUACCUGUAAACCAGAUGGUUCAUCUGGAGGAUUCUCUUGUGUGUGUAUGCCUGGAUAUACUGGAACAACUUGCAGAAAUCACGCUUGUAAAGCUGUCAACCCAUGUCUUAACGGAGGUACCUGUAAACCCGAUGGAUCCCACGGCGGUUUCUCUUGUAUGUGCAUGCCUGGAUACACUGGAACUGUGUGUGGUAAUCAUGCUUGCAAAGCAGUCAAUCCAUGCUUGAACGGUGGAACUUGUAAACCUGAUGGUUCAUCUGGAGGAUUUUCUUGCAUGUGUAUGCCUGGAUACACUGGAACAACUUGCAGAAACCAUGCUUGCAAAGCUGUCAACCCAUGUCUGAAUGGAGGUACCUGUAAACCUGACGGUUCAAAUGGAGGAUUCUCAUGCAUGUGUAUGCCUGGAUAUACUGGAACAGUGUGUGGUAAUCACGCUUGUAAAGCUGUCAACCCAUGUCUUAAUGGUGGUACCUGUAAACCCGAUGGUUCAUCUGGAGGAUUCACCUGUAUGUGUAUGCCUGGAUAUACUGGAACAACUUGCAGAGAUCACGCUUGCAAAGCAGUUAACCCAUGUCUAAACGGUGGUACUUGUACACCUGAUGGUUCAUCUGGAGGAUUCUCUUGCACGUGCAUGCCAGGAUACACUGGAACAACUUGCAGAAAUCAUGCUUGCAAAGCUGUAAAUCCAUGUUUAAACGGAGGUACCUGCAAACCAGACGGAUCUUCUGGAGGAUUCUCUUGCAUGUGUAUGCCUGGAUAUACUGGAACAGUGUGUGGUAAUCACGCUUGCAAAGCUGUCAACCCAUGUCUAAAUGGAGGUAGCUGUAAACCUGAUGGCACAAAUGGAGGAUUCUCUUGUAUGUGUAUGCCUGGAUACACUGGCACAGUUUGUGGUAAUCACGCUUGCAAAGCAGUAAACCCAUGUCUUAAUGGCGGUACCUGUAAACCCGAUGGCUCUCACGGCGGUUUCUCCUGUAUGUGUAUGCCUGGAUAUACUGGAACUGUGUGUGGUAAUCAUGGUUGCAAAGCUGUUAAUCCAUGUUUGAAUGGUGGAACUUGUAAACCUGAUGGCUCUGCUGGAGGCUUCUCUUGCAUGUGUAUGCCUGGAUACACUGGAACAACUUGCAGAAAUCACGCUUGUAAAGCAGUCAAUCCAUGCUUAAACGGAGGUACUUGUAAACCUGAUGGCUCUGCUGGAGGAUUUUCUUGCAUGUGUAUGCCUGGAUAUACUGGAACAAUUUGUGCUAACCAUGCUUGUAAAGCAGUCAACCCAUGUCUCAAUGGCGGUACUUGUAAACCCGAUGGUUCAUCUGGAGGAUUCUCGUGCAUGUGUAUGCCUGGAUACACUGGAACAACUUGCAGGAACCAUGCUUGCAAAGCUGUAAAUCCCUGCCUUAACGGAGGAACAUGUACACCAGACGGCUCAUCUGGAGGAUUCUCUUGCACCUGCAUGCCUGGAUACACUGGAACCAUUUGUGCCAAUCACGCAUGUAAAGCUGUUAAUCCAUGUCUUAAUGGAGGUACCUGCAAACCAGACGGAUCAGCUGGAGGUUUUUCUUGUAUGUGUAUGGAUGGAUACACUGGAACAACUUGUCAAAACCACGCAUGUAAAGCAGCUAACCCAUGUCUUAAUGGUGGUACUUGUACACCUGAUGGCUCAUCUGGAGGAUUUUCAUGUACAUGCAUGGAUGGCUACACUGGAACAACCUGUCAGAAUCACGCCUGUAAAGCAGUUAACCCAUGUCUAAACGGAGGUACUUGCACACCCGAUGGUUCUUCCGGAGGAUUCUCUUGCAUGUGUAUGCCUGGAUACACUGGCACAACUUGCGCUAACCACGCUUGCAAAGCUGUCAACCCAUGUCUAAACGGCGGUACUUGCACACCAAGCGGUUCAUCUGGGGGAUUUACUUGCGCAUGUAUGGAUGGAUACACCGGAACAACUUGUGCUAACCAUGCUUGUAAAGCAGCCAAUCCAUGUCUUAACGGUGGUACCUGCAAACCAGACGGUUCAUCAAGCGGAUUUUCCUGUAUGUGUAUGGAUGGAUACACCGGAACCACAUGUGCUAAUCAUGCUUGUAAAGCAGUCAACCCAUGUCUGAACGGCGGUACUUGCACACCCGAUGGUUCAUCCGGAGGAUUUUCUUGCACGUGUAUGCCUGGAUACACUGGAACAACUUGUGCUAAUCACGCUUGCAAAGCUGUCAACCCAUGUCUAAACGGCGGUACUUGCACACCAAGCGGUUCAUCUGGGGGAUUUACUUGCGCAUGCAUGGAUGGAUACACCGGAACAACUUGUGCUAACCAUGCUUGUAAAGCAGCCAAUCCAUGUCUUAACGGUGGUACCUGCAAACCAGACGGUUCAUCAAGCGGAUUUUCCUGUAUGUGUAUGGAUGGAUACACCGGAACCACAUGUGCUAAUCAUGCUUGUAAAGCAGUCAACCCAUGUCUGAACGGCGGUACUUGCACACCCGAUGGUUCAUCCGGAGGAUUUUCUUGCACGUGUAUGCCUGGAUACACUGGAACAACUUGUGCUAAUCACGCUUGCAAAGCUGUCAACCCAUGUCUAAACGGCGGUACUUGCACACCAAGCGGUUCAUCUGGGGGAUUUACUUGCGCAUGCAUGGAUGGAUACACCGGAACAACUUGUGCUAACCAUGCUUGUAAAGCAGCCAAUCCAUGUCUUAACGGUGGUACCUGCAAACCAGACGGUUCAUCAAGCGGAUUUUCCUGUAUGUGUAUGGAUGGAUACACCGGAACCACAUGUGCUAACCAUGCUUGUAAAGCAGUCAACCCAUGUCUAAACGGAGGUACUUGUACACCUGAUGGUUCAUCCGGAGGAUUUUCUUGCACGUGUAUGCCUGGAUACACUGGAACAACUUGUGCUAAUCACGCAUGCAAAGCUGUCAACCCAUGUCUAAACGGCGGUACUUGCACACCAAGCGGCUUAUCUGGGGGAUUUACUUGCGCAUGCAUGGAUGGAUACACCGGAACAACUUGUGCUAACCAUGCUUGCAAAGCAGCCAAUCCUUGUCUUAACGGUGGUACCUGCAAACCUGACGGUUCAUCCAGCGGGUUUUCCUGUAUGUGUAUGGAUGGAUACACUGGAACAACCUGCGCUAACCAUGCCUGUAAAGCAGUCAACCCAUGUCUAAACGGCGGUACCUGCACACCUGACGGCUCAUCCGGAGGAUUUACUUGCACGUGUAUGACUGGAUACACCGGAACAACUUGCGCUGACCACGCUUGUAAAGCUGUCAACCCGUGUCUAAACGGUGGAACUUGCACACCCAGCGGUUCGUCUGGGGGAUUUACUUGUACAUGUAUGGUUGGAUACACUGGAACAACUUGUGCUAACCAUGCUUGUAAAACAGUCAACCCUUGUCUUAACGGCGGUACCUGCAAACCUGACGGUUCAUCCAGUGGAUUUUCUUGUAUAUGUAUGAAUGGAUACACUGGAACUACAUGUGCUGGACAUGCUUGCACUCCUACAAACCCAUGUGCUAACGGUGGCACUUGUGCACCUGAUGGUUCAUCAGGAGGAUUCUCUUGUACAUGCGCUCCUGGCUUCACUGGACCUACUUGCUUAGGCUCUGCAUGCGCUAGUAAUCCUUGUAAACAUGGUGGAACUUGCAAUGCGGUUGGCACAGGAACUGGAUACACUUGUACCUGCAGACCUGGAUUCUCUGGUCCAGAUUGUAGUAAUGUGCAAAACUUUGGCUGCACGGCCAAUCCAUGUGAGAACGGCGGAACGUGUAUGUUUGAUGCAUCUGCUCCCAAUGGCCGUGUGUGCAAAUGCAAGCCAGGCUUCUUUGGACCAACUUGCACAAACACCGGUGACGCAUGCGCAGGCGUUGUUUGUCAACACGGUGGAACCUGUAAACCAUUCCCAGCUCACAUGGGAUAUUUCUGUUGGUGUCCUAUUGGAUGGAGUGGUCCACAUUGUGAAAAAGUUACUAAGAGUCCCCUCUGGACUGGCCCAACUGCUGCUACCAUUCCUGUUCCAACAUGUCCAACGAAAGACUCCGGUGUGUGUAUGAUCGGUGGUAAGAAGAAGAUAGAUGGUAACUACGAAUGGCCUCAACAUCCUGACUGCUUCGUCUCGUGUACUGAUGGUAACCCGACUUGUCAAUGUUGUAACCCGAGAACAUUAAUUUACAGUCAAAAAUGUGACAUGUGCUUGUAUGAGAAAAAUCCAGCAAAUUGCCCUGCUACACCACCAAAACCAACACCAACACAAUCUUCAAUACCAGAUCCACUUAAUAUCCAAGCUUAUUGCGAUGGCAAAUCAUUUGGUUUUUAUAAGCAUCCAAUGAAUCCUUACAAAUACGUCACGUGUUAUCCAAAUGGACAUGGUUACGUUCGAACAUGCCCAGCUGGUUUAAUCUGGGUUCGAACUGCAGAAGCAAAAGGUUAUUGUAACUGGUUCGUGUGGUGACAUGCCUAAAGAAAAUGAACUUAAAAAAUUUUAGAAUUGUAGUGGUAAAUUUUCAAGCUGGAAUCUUGUGAAAACCUACUCAAGAAUUUAUCUACAAUAUAUAUAAAAAAAAAAGAGAACAGCAAUUUGUAGUAUAAACAACUAAUUUUUCUACUGUUAUUAUUUUAAAAAAUCUGUUUUAGGUAUAUUUUCAAAAACUUUUAAAUCCAAUGUCAUUCGUUCUUCUAUUUUUGUUUUUGU
Hydractinia symbiolongicarpus is the source of this 10338-nucleotide messenger RNA. Its product is annotated as neurogenic locus notch homolog protein 1-like. Lineage: Eukaryota; Metazoa; Cnidaria; Hydrozoa; Anthoathecata; Hydractiniidae. The record is from RefSeq and is a predicted model, not a curated record. Gene Ontology annotation, molecular function: calcium ion binding; Notch binding; chitin binding. Gene Ontology annotation, biological process: Notch signaling pathway. The transcript is spliced from 74 exons. Bases 1438 to 10098 code for a protein of 2886 amino acids.